Molecule: messenger RNA, 1106 nt
Organism: Mesitornis unicolor (brown roatelo)
Lineage: Eukaryota; Metazoa; Chordata; Aves; Mesitornithiformes; Mesitornithidae
Gene: TERF2
Product: telomeric repeat binding factor 2
Exons: 8
Biological process (GO): protection from non-homologous end joining at telomere; telomeric D-loop disassembly; negative regulation of telomere maintenance via recombination
Cellular component (GO): nucleus; shelterin complex; chromosome, telomeric region
Molecular function (GO): telomerase activity; protein homodimerization activity; G-rich strand telomeric DNA binding
Source: RefSeq, a predicted model, not a curated record
AUUGCACCUUCGACAAGGAGUCAGAGCUCACCCCUCUGGAGUCAGCGAUGGGCAUCCUGGAGCUCAUUCAGGAGGAAUUCUCCGUGGCUGAGAAGACAAUAGAGGCUGUUCAGAAAAUGGUGAAGGAAGCUGCUGUUAUCGUCUGCAUCAAAAAUAGGGAGUUCGAUAAAGCUUCAAAAAUUGUCAAGAGGCACUUGGGGAAGGACACCAGAAACCAGAAAAAGAGGAAUGAGUUUCUGACUAUCAUCCGGGAGAAGAAUUCAACUCAUCCGAUUGUCAAAAACUUCUCCUACGAGAACUUCCAGCAGAGCGCCUUUCAGUUCCUGAAGACCUAUGUGGAUGACUCGGAGCCGCUGCUGCUGACGGUAAUGAAAAAGACACUGAAUUCAGAACGUGUCGAAGAACCAAAACACACAUCGACUCCCAAGCAGCCCUCCGGAGCGGUAACCGCAUACGGGAUUUCGGCUCUGAGAGAAGCUUUCAAGAUCCUGUCGGACUCCCGGGAUUCUGAUGCGCUCUUCACCAAACUGGACGAAACAGACUUUUCUUUCCCCAAGCAACUGUCUCCUUCUGUAUCCCACAGAACCAAGAGACGGAAAGAAGAGGAGAAUCACAGUUCUGAGAUCUCAGACCCUCCCGAAAUAUCCCAUAAGGGCAAACGCUUGUUGACCAUAAGCAAACUGGUCAUGGAGCGAGAGACCCGGUACAGCAAGUCGAGUGAGAGCCCAGACUCGUCCCAGGAGCCAGUUGUAUCUUCUGCUUCCAGACCUGUCCAGAAAUUGCAGGACCAGCCUGCGUCUACCAAGAAUGCCAAGUCCUUCCAGGGCAGGUGGAACAGCUCAUAUGGCAAAGAAGAAAAGGACAGCUGGAGCGACGAGGAUGAGCUCUUCUCGGUGUCAUUUGGGACAAACAGCAACAACACGACAGUCUUCGGUUCCAAGAAACAGAAAUGGACGGUCCAGGAGAGUGAGUGGAUCAAAGAGGGCGUCAAGAAGUUUGGGGAAGGGAGGUGGAAAGCCAUUUGUGAGAAAUACCCCUUCCAGAACCGCACGCCUGUGAUGAUCAAGGAUCGCUGGCGGACCAUGAAAAAGCUGGGACUCCUUUAA